UCUUGAACCAUCUCUUCUCCCAAUAUAUUGCAUCGAUGCUGAAGAGAUUUUUUUGCUUCCCACUUGUUCAUUUUUGGUAUACUGUUGUUGAAUGCCUCCUUUGAAUAAAACUGGUGUAGCUUAUGCGUUGGACUUUGACGGUGUGUUAUGUGAUAGUUGUUUGGAACUCAUCUGUUCGGCUAUGUUAGCCAUUCGAUCCAAAUGGCCACAAGUUUUGCAAGAUUUGGUACCCAAUCCUUUAGAACCUCCUGACUGGCUAGUUAGCAAACUGCAGAAGCUAAGGCCGUUGGUUGAAGUUGGUUACGAAAUGAUCCUUUUAGGUCUCUUAGUUGUAGACGAACAACACGCUAGUAUUCGUUCACAACAAAAAUCACGACCUUUGAGCGUUGGAGAGAUUAUGGAAAACUGGCAUAGUCAAAUAAAGGAUCAGCUGUGGCGUGAAUACAAGACUUGUGACAAGGAGCUGGUUGAUCUGUUUGGAAAGACCAGGGACGAGUGGAUUCGACAAGAUUUACAAGGCUGGCUAGGGAAACACCGAUUUUAUCCUGGCAUUGUGGACGCUUUGAACUUUUCGGAGUCACCUUUGUUUAUCGUUACGACGAAAGAAAAACGAUUUGUUUGUCAGUUGUUGAAACAUAGUGGGGUGGAGAUGGAAGAACAACGCAUCUAUGGAUUAGAUGCCGGAAAUAAACUCAAAGUUCUCAAGACGCUGAUCAAGUUGGAUGAAUUGAAAGGACGAACGUUGUAUUUCGUGGAGGAUCGAGUGGAAACGCUUGAAGAUGCAUGUCUGACUAUGUUAGGAACGCCUGUAAAGUUUUAUUUAGCGUCUUGGGGUUAUAAUACGGAAGAGGUGCGGGCCAGAGCUGCUAGAAACCCACAAAUUGAAGUCAUCGACUUGCAGACUUUUGUAAUGAAAAUGCAAUGACCACAAAGUAUUACCAAAAUGUAA
Messenger RNA from Galdieria sulphuraria, 949 nucleotides. RefSeq lists its product as uncharacterized. Lineage: Eukaryota; Rhodophyta; Bangiophyceae; Galdieriales; Galdieriaceae. The transcript is spliced from 4 exons. Bases 92 to 925 code for a protein of 277 amino acids. The record is from RefSeq and is a predicted model, not a curated record.